Aspergillus calidoustus is the source of this 1162-nucleotide messenger RNA. Lineage: Eukaryota; Fungi; Ascomycota; Eurotiomycetes; Eurotiales; Aspergillaceae. The record is from the annotation of a GenBank genome assembly.
CUUUUCCCAAAGGCAACGAUCUCUGGUCACCUUUGUGACCAUGGCUGUGGGCACCGAGGGGGUCGACAAUCCCUUCCACGUCUUAAUCAGCGAAGCACAACAUGACCCUACUGAACUACAGCGGCUCUACGAGAUCCACCGCGUGAACCGCAACAGCCAGCAGCGGGGGAAAAUCCUCUCAGAAAGCUUCCCUGGAUGGUCUGUAGAUACCAUCCUGUCACGGCUCGAGGGACCUGACAAGGAAGACGGCUUUGUCGAUCCUCGCAAUUGUUUGGUUAUAUGGGCCCGCCCACCGCCUGCUGUGCGCGAGGUAAUACGGUUUGUCCAGGACGAGUUAAAGAGCGUGGCUCCUGCCCUUUGGCUCAUGCCCCUCGAGAACCUACACACAACCGUCCUGGAGGUCGCGCACUCUCGCACAGAAGAGGAAAUCGAGGCCCUCGUGAAAACCCUGCACUCAUCGACGGACGUCCACCCGUCCCAGAUUGCGUCGUAUCCGGUAACCCAUCCAACCCGUCUUGUCAAGCCGAUGGUGAGCUUUGAUUCCGCGGCCUUGGCGCUGAGCUUCGUCCCGGCCGCUGGUGAGACUUCGCAAGGGCAGGAGCCGGAGCUACAGUCGAGAACGGAACCUGCUGCGAGUAACCCUGACCAAUACACCUACCACCAUCUCCGUGGAGAUAUCUGGGAUCUGGUGCGGCGAGCCGAUAUCCCCGUGGCAUCGCGCUAUGUUGUGCCCUCGGCGCAUGUGACAAUUGCACGGUUUAUUUCGCAAACUGGGUUCGCGGUGGGGGAUAAUGAGAAUGAUGCUGUAAAGGUUGAUCGGUCCCAGGUGGAAACUUUUAUUGAUAAAAUUGCCGAAAUCAAUCGCAAGCUCGAAGCAGACUAUUGGCCUCGAGAUGGUGCGGUACCAGCGGGCGGCGAGUGGGUUGUUGGGCGCGAGGGGCUGGUUCUUCGCAGGGGUCGCGUGUGGUACGGGGGAGGCGAGGAUGUUUUAUUUGAGUAGACUUCUUUGAUGUUGUUAUAGGGGGUUUGUCUAAAUAGAAAUAGUAUCGUUAUAUAAGCUCACGGGAGGAAGACAGUCAGAUGAAUGCCUGCUAUUUAUGCCCUACGAAUAGUCUUUCGCAUGAGUGUACUUCUGCAGCCGCGCCCUCCAUUUAACUUCUUU